Messenger RNA from Labrus mixtus (cuckoo wrasse), 1242 nucleotides. RefSeq names its product cilia and flagella associated protein 126 (gene cfap126). Bases 58 to 1041 code for a protein of 327 amino acids. The transcript has 5 exons. Gene Ontology annotation, cellular component: ciliary basal body. The record is from RefSeq and is a predicted model, not a curated record. NCBI's taxonomy places the organism in Eukaryota, Metazoa, Chordata, Actinopteri, Labriformes, Labridae. Gene Ontology annotation, biological process: cilium organization.
UUGUGUUUUUCGUGUUUACAGUUAUUUACCUCAGAAAUACGGCACUGAAGUUACAAAAUGUGUCUUGGAAACUUCUGGAAAUCAGAGGUCAGUUUGAUUUUGUUGCUAAGCAACGAGUCAACAAAAAAACAACAGGCUGAAGGCAGAGGCAACAUGUCGUCCAGUUACUCGGCAAACCAGUAUGAGAGCGCCUUCAGGUCUCAGAAGCUGCAGAACUGGUGUGAGACGAAGCGGUUCAAAGAGAGACCCACUGCACAGGAGGGACACACCACCUUCAUAGCCGAUGAUAGAGGACACCUGCUGCCAGGUUUGGUGAAGGGAGGCAGUGCGUGGCCGGACUUUAAGGGGACCUGGGAUCUACCUGCCCGUAUCCCGGCCCGACACGUCAACCCCACGGGCCGCUCCGAGGAGGGUCUGAGAAGGCUGAGGUCCUGGGGGUUCGACUCCCAACACACAGGGAGGUCUCAGACACACACAAGCAGCAGGACCUCAGACGCAGGGGAGCAGAGGGAUAACAGUGUUCACCCUCCAUCAUCUGCAGCUAAAGCUCGACCGGCGUCUCAGAGCUGCCCCGUUACUGGAGGAAGCCAGAAACAGGACUGUGAGACAGCCGAGAGUCGACCCGCUGAAGCUGCAGAGGAGAAACCAGCUGUGAGGUCUGCAGCGGAGGAGAAACCAGCUGUGAGGUCUGCAGCGGAGGAGAAACCAGCUGUGAGGUCUGCAGUGGAGGAGAAACCAGCUGUGAGGUCUGCAGCGGAGGAGAAACCAGCUGUGAGGUCUGCAGUGGAGGAGAAACCAGCUGUGAGGUCUGCAGCGGAGGAGAAACCAGCUGUGAGGUCUGCAGUGGAGGAGAAACCAGCUGUGAGGUCUGCAGCGGAGGAGAAACCAGCUGUGAGGUCUGCAGCCUCACAGAGAAGCAGCAGCAGAGCCCACGGUGUCACAGGGAGAGGAGGGAGUGAUGCGGCACAGAAAGUAGUCCCCACAGGAACACCAUCGUCUUCCAAACAGAGACAGAUGCACAGAAUGACCAAUAAUCUUUAAACUCAUCUCUUGGAGAGUCUCUUUGUGCAGUUUGGACUCAUCAUAACAUCACUGAUUGUUUUGCAGUAGUUUGAAGUUAUGAAUCAAUAGUGUAUGAAUAUCUUUAAUAAAUGACUGAUUUUAAACGUUAUCCUCCUUCCUCCUCCUGAGUGUCCUGUUUUAUGAUGCGUCUCCAUGGUGACACUCAGAGUCUGAGCUGCU